CAUGGAGAUUGUGAAUUAUGUUAGAACGGAGCAAUUAAGAAAGCUAGAUCUGAAAAUAAUGUAUUAACAAAUGAAAGAAGUAACAAGUAUUUGGGAAUCAGUAGAAAGUAAUUUUUAAUUAGAAAACAAUUUAAAUCAAUUCUCUUCCUAUUGCUUAUCUUAGAGUAGUAAAUAUAUGCCUGCAAUUAGACGUAGAGAAAGUGGGGAUAAAACUAUUAUUUUAGAAAGCUUAAUUAUCAAAGAUAUUCCUAUAGAGAAUGAUCCUGAUUACUUAACUAUUUGUUCAGAACCAGUCAAACAGAAAAAAUUCAAACCUAAAAUGAAUUAUAGUUAGCUCUUGAAAUUACACUUUAGUACUUUGAGAAAAUGA
Paramecium primaurelia is the source of this 370-nucleotide messenger RNA. The record is from the annotation of a GenBank genome assembly. NCBI's taxonomy places the organism in Eukaryota, Ciliophora, Oligohymenophorea, Peniculida, Parameciidae.